AUGAGAACUACCGGAGCUCCUCCAUCCGGCCAUUCAUUGAAGCAAUCGACCCACCGAAUGGAAGCGCUCGACCACCAUGAUCAUUUUCCAACCCUCUACACCACCCAUAGCCGCUCAUAUGGUCGGAAAAAAGCAUCCAAAGGAGGAGGAAACCGUGACACAAAUAGAGUUGAUCCGGUAACCACAAGCGACGUAUCCGGCAACCGACCACAUAUUUGGACUCUAGGCAUCGAUACAUACCUUAUCCAUCCAUUUUCUAGCCAGAUAGCUACUAGAUUUCGAAUAACCAAGCAAAUUGCAUUGUUUUUAAAACAAUAUCCUGGACGAUCGGUUCCACUCUUUGAUUCCGGCUCCGUAAGAAAGGAGAAAAAAAAAAGGCAUCAUUUGAGAUUGCAGUACAGGUGCAGAAGAGGAAGAAAACAAGGCGAUCAGUUUACAUAUAGCGUAGCUGCUGGAUGUAUCAUCAAUCCUGUAAAUUAUUUUGGAAGUGAGCAUGCAACUCCAAUGCUUCGGUCCAAUAAACGCAUAGGGGACACAGAAGAUGUCUACAGGCAGCACAAUCUACAGAUUUCAUUAAAUUAUAACAUUCAUCCAGAUGAAGCUGAUCGAUUGGCAAGCAUUCCAAUUACCAAUCCUGUAUCAACUGGAUUAAGGCUGUCCUAUGAUGAUGAUGAACGUAACUCAUCUGUAACUUCUGCAAGUGGAAGUAUGACAGCAACACCUUCAAUGAUCUCGUCCCUUGAUGACAACAUCCGGACUGAACUUGGCCGACAGAGAGAAGAAUUUGAUCAGUAUAUCAAAAUUCAGGAAGAACAUUUGUCUAAGGGGGUGAGGGAUUUGAAGCAAAGACAUAUGGCUUCUUUCCUUUGUGCUGUAGAGAAAGGUGUGACCAAGAAGCUUCAGGAGAAGGAUAUAGAGAUUGAGAACAUGAAUCGCAAGAACAGGGAAUUAAUCGAGAAAAUAAAACAGGUGGCUGCUGAAGCUCAGAGCUGGCACUAUAGGGCGAAGUACAAUGAAUCAGUGGUUAAUGUCCUGAAGAGCAACCUCCAGCAGGCAAUAUCACAGGGUGCUGACCAAGGGAAGGAAGGAUUUGGGGACAGUGAAAUUGAUGAUGCUGCGUCGUACAUUGACCCAAACAACUACCUGAACAUCCCAGGACCUUCGAAACCUGGCUCAUGCAAGGAGCGUAUGACUUGUAGAUGGUGCAAGGUGAGGGAGGUUUCCAUGUUGUUGAUGCCAUGCAGGCACCUUUGUUUGUGUAAGGACUGCGACCUUUCGAUCAGUGUUUGUCCUGUAUGCCAAUUGAUGAAAACCGCCAGCGUCGGGGUAUACUUGUCCUAGAUUAUGAAGCAAAAUACUCAAAAUGAGUUGAAAAGUUAUUUACCCUCUGUGAAAUAUGUCAUACUUCUACCCUGGAUAUUAUGAAAUGUAUGUGGAGUAAUCACCAACUUAAUUUCCCAGAAAGCAUCUUGGCCAUUGUCGUAUGGAUAUUUCCCCUUGUUGUCA
Molecule: messenger RNA, 1506 nt
Organism: Tripterygium wilfordii
Lineage: Eukaryota; Viridiplantae; Streptophyta; Magnoliopsida; Celastrales; Celastraceae
Product: probable BOI-related E3 ubiquitin-protein ligase 3
Exons: 5
Coding region: 1-1341 (446 amino acids)
Molecular function (GO): ubiquitin-protein transferase activity
Source: RefSeq, a predicted model, not a curated record